Messenger RNA from Eimeria tenella, 1080 nucleotides. RefSeq lists its product as uncharacterized. The record is from RefSeq and is a predicted model, not a curated record. Lineage: Eukaryota; Apicomplexa; Conoidasida; Eucoccidiorida; Eimeriidae. Bases 1 to 1080 code for a protein of 359 amino acids. The transcript is spliced from 6 exons.
AUGCCCUUCCUGGAGGGGGUAGAGGUCUCCGACGAGCUGGCGGGAAUUGCGGGCCUAGGGAUGGGGGCGGAUUCGCUAGACAGCAGCAGCAGCAGCAGCAGCAGCAGCAGCAGCAAGGGUUCUUUCUUCUACGACCCUCAGCGAGACCCGCGCUUGAUGCAGCUGCAGCAGCAGCAGCACCACGCGCGGAUGCUGCGGCCUGCGCAGCAGGCGGGCCCGGCGAGAGCAGCAGCAGCAGCAGCAGCAGCAGCAAAGAAGGGAGAAGGCAGCAAACGGCAGCUAGUCUCCUUUGUCCUUGAUGAGGGGGCCCUAUUCCUCACGAGGCCCCAGGACUUGAGCCUCGAGAGUCCUUUGCCUUUAGAGCCCCUGCUGCAGGAGCCCGGAGCAGCUGCUGCUGCUGCCAAACCCUGCUGCUGGGCCAGCUGCCCCUCCGAGGGUUUGCGAGCUGCCUGGCGGCUGCCGCUGGAGCAGCUGAAGCCUUUGCUGCUGCUGGAGCGGCUGGCCCCCGAGGAGGAGCCUUGGAUUCCAGGGACCACGACGCUGGCAGUGCUGGGGCUGCCGCGGGAUGUCCGCAGGGGCCGUGCUGCAGCACUAAUAGCUGGGGCUUGGCUGCGGGCUUUGGGGGCCUCCCCAGAAGCAGCAGCAGAUGAGGGGGCCCCCAGGGGCCCCUAUUUGCUGCGGGAGGGGGCCCCCUCCCCCGCAGCAUCUCAGGAGUUCUUGGGGGAGCCCCACUCCGGCGGCGACAGCAGCAGCCAGCUGCAGCACCUGCAGCAGCACCUGCAGCAGCACCUGCAGCAGCAGCAGCAGCUGUGUCCGCCCCCUCCUUCUCCUUCUGACGAGCUUUCCGGCAUUGCAGAGCUCUUCGACAAGUACGGGGCUGGGGGCCCCCUGGGGGACGGCUUGGGGGCCCCCGGGGGGCUUUCGGGGGGCCCCCCUGUGUACGGCUACACGCUGGUGAUGCUGCCAGACCCCACUGGUCUUCGCGCGUAUUGUGAAGCAGCAGCAGCAACUUUUUCUUCGGCGGACUUGCUGCAAUGGUAUCCCGCCGAGCUGGCCUGGCUGGAGGGCUUCCCCCCGUAG